Molecule: messenger RNA, 338 nt
Organism: Rotaria sp. Silwood1
Lineage: Eukaryota; Metazoa; Rotifera; Eurotatoria; Philodinida; Philodinidae
Source: the annotation of a GenBank genome assembly
UAUUAACAUCAACUGGAAAAAUAUAUUCUGGAUGUAAUAUUGAAAAUGCAUCAUAUCCAUUAUCAACUUGUGCUGAACGUACAGUAGUUGUUAAAGCUGUAUCUGAAGGUGAAAAAUCUUUUCAAAAAAUUGUAAUUACAUCUGAUGUUGAAUUAGGUUUUACUGGUCCAUGUGGUUCAUGUCGACAAACAUUAGCUGAAUUUGGUCUUGAUUUAGAUGUUUAUCUUAUAAAUAUAAAAAGUGAAUCAAAAAUGUAUAAACUUCGAGAUUUAUUACCCGUAGCCUUUAUACCACAUGAUCUUGAAAAAUCUCGUGCAAAUCAUUAUGUUAUUGAAUAA